ACUGUUGAUUGAUCCCGAUCGCUUUUCAAGCUUUAUUAAACGAAACUCCUUGCAUAGCUAUACCAGUCGUAAUGGACGAAAAUUGUACGGCUGUUGAAUAUCUCCUUGAAGACUAUGUGGAAGUAUCCUUACCGAUUUUACGAUUAACGUAAAAAAACCUUUUUCUCGGUUAAAUAAUUAAGGGUUAAUUAAACAUUACGGCGUAGAAAUGAAAGCACUCAUCGUCGACGCCUGACGUCAGAGUUUUUAAGCGCAGGCGCCUCCUCUCAUUUUUCCUUCUAUGAUGAGUGACGGAAGAGCAAAAUUGCUCUGGAGACGCUUAUUCGAUAAAUUUCGACUAUCAAAAAAGGCAUUAGAAAAACGAAAAUUCUUCCACAGGUCGAAGACUGUUGGGGAGAUACCCGAAAGUCUACUACAGCAAUCGUAUUCCUGCAUUCCUUCACCAACGGAAUGGAUAAGACCGAGAAGACCAAUAAGGCUUAUAGAAACGGAAAACAAAUCUUCAAGCCCAGGACUUCUUCGGACACCAGAUAUUCAGUUGGAAACUCGAUCAGCCAGUCCAUCUCCGAAUGUUAGUCGAAACAGAAGAUUUAAAUCUCCGUUAUAUAAAGUUGCAUCUUCAACAGAAAAUGUACCUAAUGUCGUACCGGUAAGUGCAAGCUAUAAUUAUUUAUCCAAGUGUAAAAUACAGUCGCGCCACCUAUUUUUACAAUAUCAUUACUAUCUACCACUUGUAGUAUAAAACUCAAUAAUUAACUAACGAGCAUAGCACAACCGUUACUUUUCAAUCUUAUUAAAAAAUUACUGGAAUAUUUUGCCAUGCAAUUCUCUUCACCUUAUGUAAUAAAACCAUUUUUAAUGGACUUGAAACAUGUAAAACGUUCGUGGAAAGAUAAAUCAAAAAUCGAACCUGUCACUCCUCUCAAAGCUGUCGAAUACCGACAGUGCAAACCAAGUGCAGCAUGUAAGACCGAAAAUAGUAUAAUUAGGAGUAGAUCUUUUAAUACGUCGUACGAGCAUAUCGUGGCAACACUUGAUGAAAAUUUAUCAGAAAAGAGUUGGACUAGACUUGGUCGGAAAGAUCAGAAGGAAGAGGAAAAUCGCGGUCACAUUAAAAGACGACAUCAGCGUUCACAUUCAGUAGACUGCACAGAUGCAGUCCGAGUUUCUUCAAGUAGAAAUCGAAAGUUGGAAAGAAGUUCAUCUAUACCAACCAGUCCUCUUUUAACUACUCCAGCCGCUUGCAAAAAAUCACCAAAACCCCGUCGUUUUAACAAGAAGAGACAGCCUUUUGCUGAAAUCGAUCUUUUUAACGCAAUAGGAGAGGGAAUUUUUGAUAAAGUGGAACAAAUCUUGAAAUCCGCAGAAGUAAAUGUCAAUUGCUCAAAUGAAGAUGGCAUGACCCCUCUUGAUAUAGCAAGUCUUAUUAAUCACGUACCAUUGAUAAAAUUGCUGCUUACAUUCGGUGCCAAGGAGAAUUUUAAUGGAAUUGGAAAGAGUGAUAAAAUGCUUGAGGAGUUAAUCAGGAAAACUAUUCACUCUAUGGGUGAUGGAAUGAAGAAGGACGAUGACUUUUCAAAACUAAACUUCAAGCUGGAGCUAUUAAGGAGAAUGAAAACUACCCUUGAAAGAAGUAAAUUGCCCAAUCCUCCCUCCAACGUUCAAUUGAGUGUUCGAAGUGUUGACUCAUUACUGGUUUCGUUUGACGAACCAUUACCUCCUUGUGGCGCUAUCACAGUAAAGUAUAAAAUUGAAUGGAGUAAAACCGUUUCCUUUCGUCCUCUUGCCGGAUCAGAAGUGGUAAUAGGUGACGCUGUUAAAUGCUUUACAAUCUAUCAACUACAAACUGGAGUUCCCUACUACGUAAGAGUUUCUUUUGGAAACGUUAAGGGUUUCAGUAAUCCAAGCGUAUCUUGCCCCUUAUUUGCUGUUCCAUCUAAUUGGAGAGAGGUUGAAAAAUCAAAACCUAGAAUGGAAGGUAAAAUGGAAGAAUUAGAUAGUCUUCUGAUUGAUUCUAACUGUAUAGAGUCAAAUUCAGCUACAGUCGGAAGUAAAAAAGUUACUAUAGUAAAGAAAAGUCUUAAAAAUUUGUUCAGUUCAACUUCUCGGUUUCAAAGGCAUUUAAGAAGAGGAGUAUACUUGUGCUGUUUAGUGUAUCAAACUGAUAAAGUUCUGCUUACUACGGACGAUUAUUUACCUUGUGUUGAAGUUGAAGAAAAUGCAACUCUAACGCAAUCCGACUUACUUUGGUUUAUGAAAGUUGCUUGUUCUUGGAAUGAUGUAAAACAGUUAAAAUCUGAUUUAGAGAAAACUACAUCUGGUUCGUUGGAAUCUCGACUUAAAUUAUUAUUAGCAAUAAUCCAACUCCAAACAUCGUUGGGUAUAUCUGACUUAGGCCGACUUCGCUCAAUUCCCGUUCAUUCAAAUGGAGUGUUAAUUUUGGUAUCUGUGCUAAAACUAAAGAGUACAAAGGAUGUUGCUUGUAAUCAUGCAAAAUGGUGUUCAAUUUCAAAACUAGAAAAAAGGUAUGAUGAUUCUGAUAUGCUAAUGACGAAAACGAAAGAAAUAAUACAAGAACACGAGGCCGGUGAAAGACGAUUAAAAGAAGGACUUUAUGUAGCUUAUUUAAAACUAAAAUGUUCUUUAGAUAAAAUGCAUGUUCUUGUUGAUUCACAUGCUCCGAAUAUUCUACCUCAUCAAAAAGUUCGCGACUGCCCGAACAUAACUAAGGACGAAUGGGUCUUUUUAAAAAAUAUGGGAACACCGGAAACAUGUUCCUUUCUUGAUGAUGAACAGUGCGGAAGGAUGAUAUGUUUUCAAAAAAAAUUGAUAUCCGCUUGUCGUCAGUUAAUGAUUAGGUUAGGGGUAAAAGAGGACGAAGCUCUUAGUCAUCGUUUGUAUGAUGUUGAGGCGGUGGAAAUGUCAGACGGCAUAACAUUAAUACUUAUACUUCCACCUGCCGAAACAUUGUGUACUAUUCCUGGAAAUACAGAUGUCUGCCCACCUGGUCACGUUGUUUUACCUGUUCAAGCUUUUGAAAUGGCUUACGCUUGGACAUAUGAAAGAGAAUUCAUUCAAAAAUAUUCCCAUUUAUCUUUAACAGUAGAAACAAACUUGAUGCUCUCUCAGCAAGCUCAAAGAGAAGCGUUUUCCACCAAAGAAUUACUCGAGGCAAAAUUAAGAGUUGAUCGGUUUGCAUCAAUUCGAAGUCAACUAGAAGAUGUUUGGAGAUCUACACGGUGGACAAUGGAUGCCGUUUCAUUCGCCAGAGCAAAGGGUCAAACUCAAGGUGUUCCAUUGAAUAUUCUUUACGCAACCAUCGCAUCUCCAAAUGAAUCUCCAACUUGGAGACGUUCAGAUGAAGGAGAUUCACGUUCAUGCUCCACUGAUGCCGGUUAUCAGUCUGAUAGAAAUGAAAUAGAGUCUGCAACUCUACGAGUUUAUGCAGCUUAUGAGUGUGGUUUAGCACUUGGAAGUUGUGUGAAAUUAAGAGUAACCUCUCGAACAACCGCAAGAAAGGUUGUUCAACUUGUAAUUCAACAACUGAAUAGAGCAGUGUUGAUUAAUGGAAAAUCAGGUCCAAUUUAUUCAGACGAUGAACUAGACGAUUUCUGCUUAAGCUAUGUAAUGCAUGGCAUAGAAAGAAUUAUUGCUGAUCAUCAUUCUCCAAUAAGUAAUAAGUCGGCUUCUCAAAAGGCAAGAUUUUACGUCAGACCUAAGCAUCAGUGCUUAUACGCUACUUCUGUUUAAUUCAACAUUUAAAUUCUUUUGUAUUUGUCAAUGAAAUCAAUUUAUAUUGUGAUGAAGAUUGUUAAAUAUUUAAAAUAUACGGUUAACAGUUUUUACUGAAAUGUAAUUAGAAAGGAGACUGCCUGUUUUCUUCAUUUAAAAAGUAGAUUUUUACGAUUCCCUUAGAGGUUUUUAUCUCUUCCUCGAAUUUUAUCAGCAUGUAUAUCGAUAAUCCAUAGACGAAUGUUGGAAUGCCUGCAUAAAAAUUUACAUUAAUCCUUACUAAAAAACUUUUUUUCCCUAAACCAUUUUAUAUCCUCAUUAAGAAUCUGUAGUGGUGUUUUAUCUUUAUUCUUAGCAUUAAACAUUGACAAAUCAAAAGCCCGGCAAAUGGCUAAGGUAAAAAAAGUUAAAGAAAGGCACGUUCCGAAAGAAUAAUAUCUAAUUUUUAGUGAUCUGGAUGCACCCUUCAUAUCUUUUGCUAAAGUUGACCAAAGUGUGUAACAUCCUGCUCCUGAGCAUGCUACAGUUCCGAUUACGCGGCAUUCUGUGCAAUCUGAUUUUGAGUCUUGAUUGUUGUUAUUAGUUUCUUGAGGAUUACCCAUUAAAGCCCUCCAUUCAUCUAUCACUCCCAUUAUAUUUAACUAACCUAGAUUGAUUGCUUUUAGAGUCGUAAAUAGCUUAUUAUGUUGAGAUAGAUCUUCUACCGGCGCCGAGGAGCAGUGAUAUUUGAUGAAAGGAUAACAACCAGUUCUUAAAAUUUGAUAAUUAUGCUGUCCAAUGCACCAGUUAAAAUUUGAGAGUGAGAAUUGAUCAUUUAACACAUCCUUCUGUCGAACAACAAAAGAUGUCCAGAAAGGAUAAGAAGCUUGCUCCAAAUGCUUUGUCAAAACUUCCGAUGCUCUUGGUUUGCCUCUUUUGUAUGGUAACAAUUUUUGGAGAGAGAAAAAUGAGCGGCAAAAAAAAUUACUAGAACUACUCAUAAAGUACACUCGGUUGUAAGGUCAAAGUUUUGCCGACAUAAUUUCAGCAUGGUUAGUAUUCCAUAUAGUUCUUAAAUAUAACGGGCACCUGUAUUUCCGGUUGAGCUAAAAAUAAAAGUCUGACUAAAUUUAAA
Messenger RNA from Dimorphilus gyrociliatus, 4846 nucleotides. The record is from the annotation of a GenBank genome assembly. NCBI's taxonomy places the organism in Eukaryota, Metazoa, Annelida, Polychaeta, Dinophilidae.